UUACAACUUCCCACCAGCAAAGCCAAAAUCCGUCACCAUCACCAGCAACCACAACCUACAGUAGUCUACCUGUUCUUCAGCCGCAAUCAUGCCCUCCAUCUCGAGCUCGUGCUUCGCCCUCUGGGGAGGACUGCUGUUGAUCCCCUUCUGUCCGCAGGGCUAUGGCCAAGUUGAGCUCCCCGCCUUGCCGUACGGGGAGUCUGACCUUGAGCCGUAUAUCACCGAGGAGACCGUGGGCUUUCACUACGGAGCGCAUCACCAAGGAUAUGUGAACAACAUGAACGCUUUCAUCGAGGCUGAUCCUGAUCUCGAGGGCCUUUCCCUCUCGGCGCUCAUGGACCAGACCGAGGGGACAAUUUUCAACAACGCCGCCCAGAUCUACAACCACAACCUCUACUGGAACUCUCUUUCGCCUAGCGGCGGCGGGGUGCCGGAGGGGGAUCUCUACACCGCUAUCCAGUCGGCCUUCGGCAGUUACGAGGAAUUCCAGACAACGUUCACCGACUUGGCCUCUGGACACUUCGGCAGCGGGUGGGCCUGGCUAAUGAUGCACGAAGAUGGCUCCGUGGAUGUGGUGGACUCGCACGAUGCCUCGAACCCCGAGAGCGAUGGACUUGGAUUCCCGCUCCUGGUCUGCGACGUUUGGGAGCACGCCUACUACCUCGACUACCAGAACUUGAGGGCCUCCUACAUCGAGGGUUGGUGGGCUUUGGUCAACUGGGACUACGCUGAGUCCGAGUACACCCGUGUGUUGGACGAAUACAACAAGAAAGACUAAGCAACUAGGGGAAAUGAUUGCCCCUGUGCCCCCACACUGCGAAGGAAGUCUGGUCCUUUUGAAAAGUAUCGCGCAGGAAGAUGUGGUACGGAUGAUGUGCUGUGUACAGCACUAGUAGGUUGAUGUAUAGUCGUGAGGAGGCUGCAGUGUAUGAAGGGGGAGGUCGUUGUAAGUCUGUACUUGAAAAGCAGGCCAUGUUGUGUGUGAAUUGUUCGAAUUCCGCGGCAAGUUCAUAGAAAGAAUACUAUAUGCGUUGGAAAAUACUGAUGUUCGAUCGUCAUUCUUUGCAGAAAACGCGUGCUAGAGACGCAACACCCAAGGCUUGUUGGGUUCUGCGACGAGCGUGAUGGCAUAGGUGUUUUCAGCUAGAUAUUCCCGACAUUGGGCAAGACGACGUUGUGGACGCUUUGUGUUGGUAGUUACCCGUAUGUUGACGACGCCGACACCGACCAUGGUUCUUGACGAAUAUCGUCACGGUAACGGUGCAAAGCAAGUGGUGAAAAAGUGCAAACUCCAUGUCGGGUGAAUCACAUGUGCGAAAGUCUUUGUGUCAUUGUCGUUUGUUGUGUCAUUGUCGUUUGUGUCGUUAUUGAUGGGUCUCGUAUUUUUUAUUAGUCAUGGUUUGUCGUCGCGGAACACGCUCCCGGGUGUAUAGACUUAGAUUUUCGCGUGCUCUCUAGUGAAACACACGUGCGACGGAGCUGAACGGGCAUGGGCGUGAAUGUACCGACGAGCACCGUCCCCUUGAGAAGGAAGGACGGCGAAAGGCUUGCUGCCGAGAGUGGCAGAAAUACCGAAGCGUCAGAAGUGGCUACGUUGUUAUAGGUUACGGUCAUCAUAUACUAGACCCGGCGCUCGCUGUUGAAGUGGCAGAAGAAUUACAUAGCGACGCACUUGUCGUAUUGAGCGAUGGCCCGAGCACGGAGAAGUACAUACACAGAGUUUCGGGUGUCAUAAUGCAUACCUCAAUGUUCGCUAGAAAAGUUCCACCGUAAACUACACAGCAAUUGUUCGAGCUUCGGAUGAUUUUUUUGUAGAGCGGCGGGGGGUAGUUGUGAUAUAGCGUACAACGUUUCCCGGAAGGAAUUCGUUCCGUCGUAGAUGUAUACGAGAAGAGUGAAUGCAAAAAAAUGGGUUCCGCCGCAGGAGGAUUUUGCAAACUCCGACUUGUUUGGCGCAGGGUCGCAAGUAAGAUCAAGUUGCACAGCGACGCACAGCCUUGAUCUGUGGGCAUUGACAAAGAAUGCGGUGUUUGUUGUGUACAACAGUGGGUCCGCCUCUAUAAUACGAAGUAAAUGUUUUGAAAGAACGGGGUCUAAGAAUAUAUAGACGUGGAGACAAUUAUGCUUUGCU
Messenger RNA from Ectocarpus siliculosus, 2131 nucleotides. NCBI's taxonomy places the organism in Eukaryota, Phaeophyceae, Ectocarpales, Ectocarpaceae. The record is from the annotation of a GenBank genome assembly.